This is a messenger RNA of Colius striatus (speckled mousebird), 2476 nucleotides long. RefSeq names its product complement factor B-like. Gene Ontology annotation, molecular function: serine-type endopeptidase activity. The transcript is spliced from 19 exons. Gene Ontology annotation, biological process: proteolysis; complement activation. The record is from RefSeq and is a predicted model, not a curated record. The coding region runs from base 1 to 2343 and encodes 780 amino acids. Lineage: Eukaryota; Metazoa; Chordata; Aves; Coliiformes; Coliidae. Gene Ontology annotation, cellular component: extracellular region.
AUGGCGGCUGCGCUCUUCAGGCUCCUCUUCCUCCUCAGCCCCUCCCAAGGACCCGGCCUCGGCCGCGAUCGCGGGUGGGUGGGUGGAGCUGCUGGCGGGGGGGGAGGGGCUUCGCUAUCGCUGCCCCCCCGGGAGCAGCCCCCUCCCCACCUCCUUCCGUCGCUGCGGCCCCGAUGGCCUCUGGGACCCCCUGCCCGGGGGGGGCCCCCCCCGCUGCCACGCCGUGUGGUGCCCAGCCCCCCUGGAGUUCGAGCACGGCUGGUUCUGGCCCCGGGGGGGGGCGACACCCCCCCUGGCUCCCAGCUGGAAUUCGGCUGCUUUGGGGGUUUCACCCUGAGGGGACCCCAAAAACUCGUCUGUGGAGCCGGGGGGAGAUGGGAGGGGGCGACCCCCGUCUGUGACGAUGGAGCCGGGGACUGUCCCGCCCCGGGGGUCCCGCCGGGUGCCACCAAGGAGGGGUCUCACUACGGGGUGGAGGGUCGCAUCCGGUACCGGUGCCGAGCGGGGCUGAGCCUCGUGGGCUCCGCUGAACGCCGCUGCCUCGAGGGGGGGACGUGGAGCGGCACCGAGCCCCGAUGCCGCGACCCCAAUUCCUUCGACCCCCCCGAGGCUGCGGCCGCCUCGUUCCUGGCGUCGCUGGCCCAGACCGUGGAGGUGGCCGAGAGCAACAACACCAGAGCCCCCACAGAGAAGCGCCGCAUCCGCCUCGGCCCUGGCGCCGCCCUCAACAUCUUCCUGGUGCUGGACGCGUCGCAGAGCGUCAGCCCCGACGACUUCAGCGGCGCCACGGGGGCCCUGGGGCAGCUGGUGGAGAAGUGCCCCUGGGAGCCCCCCCCCAGCUCUCCCCAGCACCCUCCAACCAUCCUGACCUCCCCCCAUAACCCCUCCCCAACCACUCCCAACACCCCUGAGACCCCUCCCCCAGAUUGCCAGCUACGGGACCUCCCCCACUACGGCAUCGUGACGUUUGGGACCGAGGCUCGGGUGGUGCUGAGCCCCACUGAGCCCCGCGCCAGCGACGGCACCUGGGUGCAGCAACUGCUCGAGGGGCUCUCCAACAAAGCGCAUGCGCAGAAGCCGGGCACCAACCCCCAGGCGGCGCUGCGGGCUGUUUACGGGCUGCUGGUGCAGCAGGAGCUGGAGGAGCAGCAGCGGGGGCUGCGACCCCCCCCCGUCACCAACAGCACCCGGCACGUCAUCGUCAUCGUCACUGAUGGUCGGGUCAAUAUGGGGGGGUCCCCGGUCCCCGUUAUCCACCAGAUCCGGGAGCUGCUGAGCAUCGGCCGCGACCCCCGGGACGACCGGGAGGACUUUUUGGAUGUCUACGUGUUUGGGGUGGGGGCCGAGGUGCACGUGGAGACCCUGAACGCGCUGGCGUCGCACAAGGACGGGGAGCAGCACGUGUUCCUGCUCAGGGGGCCCCUGGACCUGCAGGAGACCUUCCACCACAUGAUUGACGAGAGUGAGACCCUCGGGCUCUGCGGCAUCAGCCGCGACUUCGGCAGCGCCAGCGACAGGGAGAGGAACCCCUGGCACAGCACCGUCACCAUCACUCGGCCGGGCCGUGGCGUGGAGCGCUGCCAGGCCUCGCUGCUCUCGCCCCAUUUCCUGCUGACGGCCGCUCACUGCUUCGGGCCCGAGGAUCUGCCCCAGUGGGUCACCGUGGCUGUGGGUCCCGGCGUGCAGCGGCCGGUGUCGCGGCUCCACACCCACCCCGGCUUCCAGCUCGGGGGGCGCAAACACCGGGGGGUCCCCGAGUUCUACGAUUACGACGUGGCGCUGCUGGAGCUGGAUCGGGCCGUGAGACCCUCCCCCACGCACCGCCCCCUCUGCAUCCCCUGUACCCAGAGCGCUGCCCAGGCCCUGCGGCUGCCCCCCGAGAGCAGCAGCUGCCAGGAGCACCGCCGCCUCCUGCUCCCUGAGAAGACCCUCGAAGCCUUUUUCGUCUCCCCCCGUGGCCCCAACGAGCUGCUGAGGCAACGUGUCCACAUCAAACUGGGGGGGCAGCGGGGUCCGUGCGAGGCCGACGCUCUGCGGGCGCCGCUCUACGCCAACGUGUCGGCGCUGGACGACGUCGUCACGCCGCGGUUCCUGUGCUCCGGCGGCACCGAGCCCGAGGUGGAUCCCAACGCCUGCCGCGGUGACUCUGGGGGUCCCCUGAUUGUCACCAGAGGGAAACGUCACUUCCAGGUGGGGGUGGUGAGCUGGGGGGUGCUGGACGUGUGCCGCCAGCCUCGGGCUCCCCCCUACGCCCGCGACUUCCACGUCGGGCUCUUCGAGGUGCUGCCCUGGCUGCGGCAGCAGCUGCACGAGGACGUGGCCUUCCUGCCUGACACCCCCUGAAACACCCCAAAAACACCCCAAAAUGGGGCAUAAACACACCAGAACCAGCCUCUGACGUGGCUCUUCCUGCCUGACACCCCCUGAAACACCCCAAAUCACCCCAAAACGGGGCAUAAACACACCAGAAACACCC